Puccinia graminis f. sp. tritici CRL 75-36-700-3 is the source of this 519-nucleotide messenger RNA. RefSeq lists its product as uncharacterized. The record is from RefSeq and is a predicted model, not a curated record. The transcript is spliced from 2 exons. The coding region runs from base 1 to 519 and encodes 172 amino acids. NCBI's taxonomy places the organism in Eukaryota, Fungi, Basidiomycota, Pucciniomycetes, Pucciniales, Pucciniaceae.
AUGGUUUCCAAAUUAUCAUUGGAGACCUCUGAGGCAGGCCUUGAAUUUUCCUCCCAACCUCGUCCCGGUGUGCCCAUGAGCCCCUUUCCACUCAACAAGUCCAACAAAGGCGAAUCACGUGGUUCUAAAGCAGAAGAUAAAUCAAGCAUAUCUUUUCAAGCAUAUGGAUACGGAUUAGGUGAUGGCAUGGCCGACCUCAAGAUCCCAAUCCACAAGAAAAAGAUCAAUCCAGCAGAGCUUCAAGGGUUUGAUGACGCAUGGAGGUCGAUGAAUGCACCUGUUCCCGUACUCCCAAAUCCACUAAGGGAUAGUCAAAACACCAAACACAACGAGGCCAUGGCUAAGUUUCGAAAUGAGAUCACGUUUUAUUCCAAACUGUCCUUGUGGAUUAACAAAUCCUUCUUACCAGAAUCAUCCAGAGUUGCGGAAGAGGCUGUCAACUACCUUAAGAAUGCCGGAUCAGAUCUUCUUCAAGAAAACCUAUUGCAUGAAAACAAUCCAAUAAUUGCAUGUGGGUGA